This is a messenger RNA of Rangifer tarandus platyrhynchus (Svalbard reindeer), 1743 nucleotides long. NCBI's taxonomy places the organism in Eukaryota, Metazoa, Chordata, Mammalia, Artiodactyla, Cervidae. The record is from the annotation of a GenBank genome assembly.
AUGGCGCAGGAGGUGUCGGAAUACCUGAGCCAGAACCCGCGGGUGGCUGCCUGGGUGGAGGCGCUGCGCUGCGACGGCGAGACCGAGAAACACUGGCGCCACCGCCGAGAGUUCCUGCUCCGCAACGCCGGGGACCUGGCUCCCGCCGGCGGCGCUGCCUCCGCUCCUCGGGAGGAGGCCGCAGACGCCGAGAGCGGGACCCGCAAGCGGCAGCUGCAGCAGCUCAUCUCCUUUUCCAUGGCCUGGGCCAACCACGUUUUCCUCGGGUGCCGGUACCCUCAAAAAGUUAUGGAUAAAAUACUUAGUAUGGCUGAAGGCAUCAAAGUGACAGAUGCUCCAAUCCAUACCACAAGAGACGAACUGGUUGCCAAGGUGAAGAAAAGAGGGAUAUCGAGUAGCAAUGAAGGGGUAGAAGAGCCAGCCAAAAAACGAUCCAUAGAAGGGAAAAACAAUUCUGCAGUUGAGCAAGAUUGUCUGAAAAUUCCCGCUAAAACAUCAGCUCAGCAGGAGAGCAGCUCAGCCUGUUCGGGUUCCUCUUCCAAAUCAGAGAGUAGUGGGAACUCAGCUCGGAGCUCCAGCACCCCCAGUCAGAAUAGCAGCGCCACAAGUGAUGGAGAGCGCGCGGUUGUCAGCCAGAGCAGCGGCAGCACUGCCUCUCAGGUGACAACAGUAGGGUCUGGCAAAGCUUCUGAACCAGAAGUUCCAGAUAAACAUGGUUCGGCAUCAUAUGUUUCUUCAUUGUUGAAAUCCAGUGUGAAUAGUCAUGUAACCCAGUCUACUGAUUCCAGACAACAAAGUGGAUCGCCGAAAAAGAGUGCUUUGGAAGGCUCGUCCGCCUCAGCCUCUCAGAGCGUCUCAGAGAUUGAGGUACCCUUGUUGGGCUCCUCAGGAAGCUCAGAAGUAGAGCUGCCACUGCUGUCUUCUAAACCUAGUUCAGAGACAGCUUCCAGCGGGUUAACUUCUAAAGCCAGUUCAGAGGCAAGUGUUUCAUCAUCGGUUUCUAAAAACAGUUCAUCAUCAGGCACAUCUUCACUAACCCCCAAGAGCAGCACCUCAGUGAACACAAUGCUGACUUCUAAAAGUGCUUCGCAGGUAGCUGUGUCACUGUUAGCUUCCAAGAACAGCUCUCACACCAGCAGCUCUCUGGUCUCCAAAAACACUGCCAUAGCAAGUGUGUCCCAGCUGGCUUCUAAGAGUAGUACUCAGAUCAGCACGGCACAGCUGCCUUCCAAAAGUACUUCGCAGUCUAGUGAAAGUUCUGUCAAGUUCUCUUGUUGCAAGUUAACCAACGAAGAUGUGAAACAGAAACAACCUUUUUUCAAUAGACUGUAUAAAACAGUGGCAUGGAAGUUGGUGGCUGUUGGUGGCUUUAGUCCCAACGUGAAUCAUGGCGAGCUCUUAAACGCAGCUGUCGAGGCUCUGAAAGCCACACUGGAUGUGUUUUUUGUCCCACUAAAAGAACUGGCAGAUCUGCCUCAAAACAAGAGUUCUCAAGAAAGUAUUGUUUGUGAAUUGAGAUGUAAGUCUGUGUAUUUGGGCACUGGCUGUGGAAAAAGCAAAGAAAAUGCUAAAGCAGUUGCAUCAAGAGAAGCCUUGAAGUUAUUUCUCAAGAAAAAGGUAGUGGUAAAAAUAUGUAAAAGGAAAUACAGAGGCAGUGAAAUAGAAGACUUAGUACUCCUCGAUGAAGAAUCAAGGCCUGUAAACUUGCCUCCAGCAUUAAAACAUCCUCAAGAAUUACUGUAA